Molecule: messenger RNA, 1980 nt
Organism: Penicillium canariense
Lineage: Eukaryota; Fungi; Ascomycota; Eurotiomycetes; Eurotiales; Aspergillaceae
Exons: 1
Coding region: 1-1980 (659 amino acids)
Source: RefSeq, a predicted model, not a curated record
AUGGCGAGGCUGAACGAUGACCAUUUCCCCGACGCGGAGGUUCACGCCUCGAACUAUAUUCUGAGUCCCCAGCCGUGUGCCCCUCCCAGCAAGGAGUUCCUAAUUGCUUCCCUCGAGACAGCCCACCUACCUAGUGAGGCCGGAUCGACAAUCGAUGACGGGCAAAUGUCUAUCCUAAGCUACGAGUACAGUUCAUCCGGCUCGUCGACCCGACCCUCGACUAGUGAUAUAUUCGGUCGCGAGAUGGAUGAAGAACUGGAGCAAAUGAAGUCCCGGGCGUCGAGCCGCUCUUCGCUGUCAUCAGUUCCGGCCUCCGUCCUAGUGCACCCUCUGGAUCAAAUAAAACAUAUACCGGCCAUGAGCAUGCACGCACGCGGCAAUGGGUGUUCGAUAGAAGACGACGAAGCAAACUUCGGCGGCUUCGACGGACUGCCGCAAUCGAUACGCACCAUUCGACAACGCGAGGCUGCGUUUCGGAAACCGAGCUCCGUGCGGGCGAUGCAGAUGCAUACAGAGGAUGAAGCGGAUGACGAUGAAUUUUUGACUCCACCUAGGCGACGGCCAGGCAUGCGAUCGCCUGGAACAUCGCCGCUUAAACGAUCACCGCACUAUUCGCCCAAAGCAUCCCAAAGCAAACAGAGUGUCAAGAAGGAAUAUCCGCUUGUGCUGCUACACUGUACACUUCUCGCCCCGUCUCUCCCAGUCCCUGAUGCAGCUGAGCUGCGUUACCAGAAAAUAGUCGAGGAGGUAUUGCCGGUGCAAUACUGGAAGCGAUGGUGCAGACUGCAAGAGAAGGUUGGCUCCGGAGUACUUCGCGAUCGGGGCGUAUUGAUCUCCCACCCCGAGGAUCUAUACGACAUGCUGGAAGAACGACUGCUGGAAAGUCUUGAACUACAGCGCCCACGUGUGCACCAGGGCCAUUUCCUCGGCCAUGAGGAGAGCGGCCCGGUUUCGGAGGGUGAGACGUCCGACAGAGGGGAGAGCGAGACAGACGGCGAGCAGGGCAAUGAAUGCCCCGACUGCGGUGGACAUGUUCUGUACCAUGAUGACAGCAAUCGUAAAUGGGAGAUCAGGGUCUACGCUGCUAAUGGCCUCAUGCGCGCUGGCGCCUGGGCUGCUGCGUGGAAAGAAAUGGAGAAGGUAGAUGUGGAGGUUGGACUUUGGCUACCGUCAGACGUACGGCGCGCCUUGGAGAAGCGACUUGCAGAAGAGCGUGCGGCUAUGCCUACUGAGGAAACCCACCCCACAAUGGCCUUCAACGAUGCGGCGAAGCUGGAUAUAGACCCACGCCGAUUGUCUGUCCAGACCCACUCUAGGACAUUCAGCGAUACUGGGUCCUUCCGAGCUGGCGACCACCCUAUUGAGCCCCAUUUUGGGGAUCGGGGACCUGGCUUCUUGGCGGCCAAGCAAGAGAAGCAGGAACAUGAGAUUGCCCUCCGGACUCUGUUAAUUAACUAUGUCCGCGUCUUGGCUGGUGACAGGCGUAAUGUCGCGCUGGUCUUCAUGAGUAUUCUUGUGGUCUUCCUCGCCAUUGGAUCCGGCCCGCCGCAACAACAGCUCCAAAAUGUUCUGCACUCGUUUACUCAUGAGACCUUCCAGUCUACUCCAGCACCGAGGGUCAACGUGAAUAUCAAUCCGCCAGCUUUGUCGGUUGCUUCUUCAUGCACCGGCUUGGUGGAGAGCACUGUUCCUACCUCGAGCCUGAUGGCUUCCAUGCCAAUUUCCGAAUCAGGCAUUCCUUUCUUCACUGAGGAGAUUGUCUCAUCAACGACUGCCGCUGAGGUCGAAACCGAAUUUCUCGAACCUGAGCCUUUCCCCGAAGCCACGCCACUAGAGGAACUCCCGGGGGAAUCCCAGGAAGAAGUCCACCUUGAGCCGGUCGAGGUAGCAGAAGCAAUCCACGUACCAGAAGCACCAAUUGAGCCUGCCGAGGAAUAUCAUGAAGCUUGGCCGGAACCUCUCCCUGCCGAGGAGCAAUAA